UCAUAAUUUGGCGCUCUAGCCGCGGUCACACUGGUUCGGUAGCGUCUCGGUUCAAUUUUCAAUAAUUUUCAGUUGAAAUUUGCGAUAAAUGUGAUAAAUUCGGAAUUAUGUGUCCGGGCAACAAACCUUCGACAAUAAUACACUCCUAGACAAAAAAUCAUUGUGGGCGAAAGUGAAAGGAGUAGUAGCCUUCGUUUUUACGGAACAAACUUGUCAUUGUCCUUGCUAACGCUGUUGUUGUUUUUGCUAUUUUCGCUGGCAGUCGUUGCUGUUUUUGUUGUUGUUGUUGUGGUUGCUCGUGGAUAUAUACAGUGUUUACUCGAUAAUUUCAAAUAACAAGGAAACCACUAUGGACACGGACCAUGCGAACAUCAAUGACUUCAGGGAUCGCGACUUGGCCGCGCGCAUGCGCCGUUGCAAUUACGAAAAGUACAAAUCCCUAGUGCGCAUGCACUUAUCCUUCGAACUGGAACUAAAUACCGAUGAGUUUGACCUUCCCUGCCACGAAAUCGUCUACGAGGACAAGGGUAAGCUGAAGAAGUGGAAUCGCUUGUCCAAGAAACACCGUCUGGGCCAGGGAGCAACUGGCACAUCGUGUGCCGCCGGCUCAGGCAGCAAAUCGGUGGGUAAUAGUCCCACGGAAACACUGCAGCAGCAAAUUGACCCGGGAUUUCUGAUGCACCUGCAAGAGCUCAAGGAGUUUCUCAUGUUGGAGAAGAAUCUCACCCAGGAGGGGCUGUUCCGCAAGGCUGGAGCCGUGUCCAGGCAAAACGAACUGAGGAUGCACAUCCAACACGACAAGCCACUGAACUUGGAGCUGGCCGGCUUCUCGGCCCAUGACUGCGCCACCGUUUUCAAGGGUUUCCUGUCCGAGCUGCCCGAGCCCCUGCUUACGGAUGCCCACUAUCCAGCCCAUCUCCAGAUAGCCCCGCUCUGCCAGGCGCUCAAUGGUCAUGCCGCGUCCAGCGCCGAGCGUGAACAGCACCUGCUCAACUCCGUGCAGUUGCUGCUGCUACUCCUGCCCGAGGAACACCGCGAACUCUUGCAGCACAUCAUCGAAAUGCUGCAUGCCGUGGCCCAGCACGAGAAGAGCAACAAGAUGAGCGCCGAGAACCUGGCCACGCUGUUCACGCCCCAUUUGAUCUGUCCCAGGCAGCUGCCGCCCGAGGUGCUCCACUACCAGGCCAAGAAGAUGGCCAGCAUCGUGACCUACAUGAUCGUCCGCGGACUGGACAUCUUCGAGGUGCCCGGCAAGCUAUCGACCGACAUCCGGGCGUACUUUCUCGAGCGCAAACGAAAGAAAACCAUGUCGCCGGAACAAACGCUCGACGAGUCCAUCUCGGACGUCUCGACGGUCAACACGGUGUACACUUUCGUAGAUCGUGCCGCCACCGCAGCGGCCACCAACACGAACAACACGGACACGGAGCUGGCGCAGCUUUAUGCCCACAUUCAGAGCAUGCCGGAGUCCUCAAAGAAGCGGCGUCUGAUCAAGCAGUUCAACAAGCAAAACGGGCAGGGCACCCCGUUGCAGCUGGUGGUAAUGAAUCGUCUGAAGAACAACGAGGCCACUCGGAGUGCCAAGUCCCUGGGCGAUUCCAUUAAGAAGCACAUUUUUCACAAGAGCCUCAUGUCGCGCACCCCGAAGCGAGUGCCGCCCAGUUUUCAUUUGGCAGGAGGGCCCGAGACGCCCAACAUGUCGCAUGUUAAGCCGCCAAAGAUGCGGGUGCUCUUUCAGAGUCCCACGCCACCCACUCCCACUCACUCAUCGACCAUCACCAGCGUCACCCUGUUGGCACCUAACCCACGGCAUCAGCUUCAGAAAUCCAUCUCAUCCGCCUCCCUCAAGAUCGAGUCCUCCUCGUCGGACAGCAGCUCCAGCUGUGCAGCCAGCGGUAGCAUCUCCGCUCCAGUGAGUCGCCAGCAGUCGAAGGAGUCACCCUCGGGUGGCGGCGGAGGAGCUGCUGUUCCCGGCCAGGACCUGGACGAAAUCGAUGCCGAUUGCUGUGUGACGCCUUUGAAGAUCAUGUCCGCAGUCGCCAAGCAGCUCAUCGAUAAGAAGAGCGUGGCCUGGGACGAGCACCGCCUGCUGGAGAUCGAGGAGUACUCGAAUCCCUCCACGCCAGUUCAGCAAUCGUCGCGCUACAAGUCGGAGCCUAAUCUUUCGAGUAUCCUGCCGCAGGUGGACGCUGAGGAGGAGGACGACGACGGCGUACUCACGCCCAUUGUGGAGGGCCGCAGCUCGAUGACAGCGAGCAGCAGCCACAUGGGCAGGUCCAUAACCCGCAAGCUGAUGAAGGGCGUCAGCAUGGGUAAUCUCAGAUUCCCGUUCAGCACACCGGAGACGACCAAACGGCUGGUGAGGAGUGUAUCGGCCACGCUGCGGAGGCGUCCCAGUGGCGAAGAGGGCAAGCACUGCCCGUUGGCAGCGGAUGCACCGCUCCUGGAGGAUGUGGAUGACAGCGAUGUGGAGGAGGAGGAUCAUCGGGAGGCGGAGGAGGAGGACGAUGAUACGCUGUCGGAAAACAAUGGCAGUUCAAACGAACUGCCCGCAAUCAGCCUGGGCUACCAGCAGAUCCUGCAGAGCAGCGUGUACCGCAACAUGGAUCUCAUCACGAGUACACCGGCUCUCCACCUGGGUCGCCGUUCCAUGUCGCCCAUUACCAAGUCGACUCAACGCAUGCCCAAAGCGAUGCAGGAAUCUAUUAUGACUCCCCGAUCCCGGAAACCCGUGAUGCUACUCAAUGCCUUGGCCGGCAACGGCGACAAGCAGCUGAACCUGAGCUUUGCUGAGCAGGAGGAGCAGGAUUCCAUUGGGGGCGGCACACCCACCAAGCAUCGGGAACCGCCAUCGCUGCACAGCGAAGAUGCCACUUCACUGGGUGGCUAUGCGGAGAUCCUGAGGCACCAGCAGAGCUUUGCCCUCUUCAACUCCAGGCAACGGACGACCAGCAGCAGCACCAGCAACGAAGACUCCAAGCCCUCGAAUGCCCUGUCCAGUGAUUUCAAGGAAUAUCUGUUAACUCGCAGCGUGCUCACAGCCAGUCCGGCGGACUUGUCGUUUGCCAGUCGCUCGGAUGAUUUCGGAGGAGCCAGCACCACGCAGGACAUCGACGACUUGGAUGAGUCCGAUCUGAGUCCCAGUCUGCUCUACUGCCUGGAUGGAAAUGAGCCCACAUUGGCCUCGCCCUUUGGUCACAGCAAUGGGCGAAAGCGUUCGGCAUGCACGCCCCUAAAGUCAGCCCUAGCUCCCGAUUUUCACGCUGACAACAAGGAGAACGUGGAGAAUCUCCAGGAGGAGCACUCACGCACCAAGAAGCUCCUGAUUACUUCUCCAGAGGAGUAUCCGGGCGAAACAGCCCUCUAGUUUUAAGUCGAACUAUAAUAGGUAUUUUCAUAAUCUAACGUUAAAACCGUUGUACGGUUUUAAAAAAUCAUCUCUCAUCAAAAUGUUUAAGAAAAAGAUUGCUUCCGUGAAAAAAUGUUUUCGGUAUGACACGUUCUCUCGUUUUAACUUGCACGCGUUUUUAAAAAUUUAGCCUAAGAUCCUACAUUAUAAAUGCAUGCCUCGAAAAAUUAUAAAAAUACAUACAUAUAUAGCUAUAUAUAAUUGGAAA
Messenger RNA from Drosophila elegans, 3617 nucleotides. It is a transcript of the gene RhoGAP54D, whose product is annotated as rho GTPase-activating protein 21. Gene Ontology annotation, cellular component: cytoplasm. The coding region runs from base 350 to 3367 and encodes 1005 amino acids. Lineage: Eukaryota; Metazoa; Arthropoda; Insecta; Diptera; Drosophilidae. The record is from RefSeq and is a predicted model, not a curated record. The transcript has 7 exons. Gene Ontology annotation, biological process: signal transduction; regulation of small GTPase mediated signal transduction. Gene Ontology annotation, molecular function: GTPase activator activity.